AUGGUAGGAUGCGUGCGCCUACUGAGCGAUCGUGACUCCGUGACCACCAGCGUCGUCCUCGUGGUCAUCACGCCCCCGCCCGUGGUAAAGCCGACUACCGCAACGUCGAGGAAACCUACAACGAAGGAAUCUACAAUGGUGCCAACUUUUUCAAGGCUGGACUCCGAGGAAUGCCCCGGAGUGAUCUCCCUCAUGCCCAGCAAGUUGUACCAGCGCGUGGACAAGCAGCGGUCGGACGGCCAGACAUGCGACGUAGCAGUCAACUGUCUAGAAGUCUACAACAAGGUUGUUCGAGAGCUGCUGUGCCUCGACCCGGCCAAGGGCAUUGCCAUAUUGUACCUCCCCAUACUCAAAGUGAAGGAGGCCGGCACACUCCUCGAGCCGCUCUUGAAAGGAAAGAAGCCGACACAGCAUGCCACCGACGCUAAUGCUGAGUCUUCGUGGUCGCACGCCAUCUUCCAGAGCUACACCACUGUGACGGAGAAUGCGACAAGCACGAACAAGGAAAUUCGCCUCUGGGUGUGCUCUGUUGACCUUGCCGGCUCGGAGCACGCAGCUGCGACCAGUAGGGACAGAAAGGAUCAGAUGCGCGGGGGUACCAAGCUCAAUCUGUCGCUCCUGGCCCUCGGCAACUGCAUCGACGCCCGCUCGAAGAACGGGACGCAGCAAGUGCGAUACCAGGACUCCAAGCUGACCCACAUCCUCAAGCACUCGCUGGGUGGCUCGGUCAGCACUCUCAUGAUUGGGACAGUGACGGCGGUGAAGCUCUGCCAUGCGGAAACGUGCAACACCCUGGAGUAUAUGCGCUGA
Dermacentor silvarum is the source of this 810-nucleotide messenger RNA. RefSeq names its product kinesin-like protein KIF18B. The record is from RefSeq and is a predicted model, not a curated record. Gene Ontology annotation, cellular component: mitotic spindle midzone; nucleus; mitotic spindle astral microtubule. Lineage: Eukaryota; Metazoa; Arthropoda; Arachnida; Ixodida; Ixodidae. The transcript has a single exon. Gene Ontology annotation, molecular function: microtubule binding; ATP hydrolysis activity; plus-end-directed microtubule motor activity. Gene Ontology annotation, biological process: microtubule depolymerization; mitotic sister chromatid segregation; microtubule-based movement. The coding region runs from base 1 to 810 and encodes 269 amino acids.